Puccinia graminis f. sp. tritici CRL 75-36-700-3 is the source of this 3627-nucleotide messenger RNA. RefSeq lists its product as uncharacterized. Bases 1 to 3312 code for a protein of 1103 amino acids. The transcript is spliced from 11 exons. Gene Ontology annotation, molecular function: protein binding. The record is from RefSeq and is a predicted model, not a curated record. NCBI's taxonomy places the organism in Eukaryota, Fungi, Basidiomycota, Pucciniomycetes, Pucciniales, Pucciniaceae.
AUGUCUAUCAUCUCUCGACAUCAGCCAAAAGGUCAAACAUAUGCUCGUUUCCUCGAUUUGGUCAGAUCAGCCGGAUCAUGGACUCAAUCCACACCCAUCACCGCCAAGGGCGCCCUGAUCACCUCAACCACCAAUCCUGCCGAAGUCGGACCCGGUCUUUCCUGGCCAGAGAUCAUUCGCAAGUAUCUCAAGCAUAAUCCCGAACGAGCUCUGACGGCUGAGAUUGCGACCACCGAGCUGGCUCUCAGAUUGUUACUUGCUUCCGCCGAUCAAGAGGCAGUAUAUGACCACGACAGAGUUCAUCUUGAGGAUGAUCCAGACAGUGGUCAUUCGCUACUACCCCCCCUCGUACGAACCGAAGAUAAAGAGGCCGCUCAACAACAUGUUGCCAAACUAACAGCCAGCCUCGCCAAGCAUAACACCAACGAAGCCGAUCACAAGUUACAAAGUGAACAAAACGCUGCAAACAUCGUCAUUUCACUUGGUCUUUAUAUGUCAGGGGAACAUGAGAAAUGCUUACAAACGAUCCAGAAAUGUACAUUUGUGGUGCCCGAAACCGUCGAUCUCAACUUCGACAAGUAUGACGUGAUCAUCUGGUUAUGGUCUGGCCGUCAAAGGCAAGCCAUGGGUUUCCCAACUUUGGCUCAAGAGCGGAAUGGAACAGAAUUACCGGUGACACUAGAAGCUUACAACCGAGUUGUCGAAGUGUACGACCUUUGCUUGGGGUCUUUAGCCGUGGGGAGUACAGACGAGCUUCAUAAUGAACUGCAUGGUUGGGCUGAAUUGGCCAUGUAUCGUGCUUGCAUACUUUCUAGAGUUGUAAUACCAGGUAUAGAUUCUCUCGAAGUACAUAGGCGUUACCACUCACGCUCCAGAUAUUGGCCGUUAUUAUUCCGAUUGAACAAGCGGAGCGUAAUUUAUAAAUCUUCCAUCAAACUUUUAUUCAUCACCGCCAGAUCUGAUUCGUGGAAACCAGCAGUAUCCCAGCCCACCAAUCAAUACUCUGAAGUGCCGAUUUCUACUUUGCAAGACGGGGAAUUGAUUGCAAUCCCAUCACAUAGCGUCGCUUGGAGAUCUGAACUUGUAACGGUAGCCAAGUCGUAUAAUGCAAUUCUUCGAAUCACCACCACUUUUCCAAAAGCGGGCUCCACCAAUCAUCUAAUGCUUGAGUUUUGUGAUCUGCUCUAUGAGGGCUGGCAACUUGGCGGCUCCGAUCCUGACACCUCUUCACAGAUCAUCGACAUAUUGCACGACGCCACACGCAAGACGUUUCACUCACAAAAGAUUCUCCGAUACCUCAUCCAAUUAUUACAUGCCAAGCACGAUUGGGACGAGGCCGAAGCAGCGUUGGAUCUCUACUGUCAAUUGCACAUUACCGCCAGUGCCAAUGGUCAUUAUGAUUCUUCAGAAUUCAAAAAUCCUCGCCCGUUAGUAUCGGGUGAAGCUCCACUUAACGGCACUGACAAAGCUUCGCCGGACGAUCAACCAGACGCGAGAGCUAUCGUGCCCAACAGAGAUACGGACGAAGAUUUCAUCCAGACAAUGAUUUAUGGAGGCAGAAUGUUAAUUAAGUUUCUCAACAACCCCGAGAAAGCUACUAAGAUUUUAGAUCGCGCCAGCCAGAUCAUGCAAACCACAAAAGAAGAGGCUGCACGAAACAACGCCUGUUUGAGAUCUCGCCUGGCCAGAAUGAGAGGCAUUGCUGCUGGUGCUUGUGCUCAGAAAGCCGAUCAAGAGACGCGACCCAACUUGCACGCCUCUUACCUAGAGCGGUUGACUGAGGCAACUGAAAACGACCCUACCUCAUUUGAAAACAUGUAUCAUUUGGCUUAUGCUCAGGCCGAAUUACGCGAUAUCGAUUCCGCUUUAGUAUCUGCACGUACCGCGGUCGAAAUCAAUCCUAAUCAUACUAGUGCAUGGCAUCUUUUAUGCUUACUGACCUCUGCUUCCAAGGAAUUCAAGCUCGCACUCGACAUCGCCGAAGUUGGUUUGGUGAAUACUGAAGAUCUCGAUGAAGGUGAACCUGGGAUGAGAACGCCAAGGGCUGGCUCUUCGAGUCUCAGCCGAGACUCGAGCGUUCCUGGAACGUUAUUAACCGAUGAGACCCCGGCGGGAUCCUCUGAGACAUCGGCUGCCAGCAAUGCCAAACCCGGGGUGGGACUGAUCGCCGAACCAGAGCUUGUGCCACAACAGAGCACACAGGCUGGCGAAGGACAUUUGACAGUACCGAACGUUUCCAGCCGCCCCAGCCGAGACAGCUCCCUCCCUCAAACGGUCUCCCAAAUUAGCCAAAACAAACUGGAAUUUCCCGCCUCGAAAGCCGAUAAUCUCGAGGCUAGUAUCCAAUUAAGGAUGACUAAAAAUAUGCUCCUCGAAGCCCUUCAGGGUCCCGAGGUUGCCCUAUCCGAUCAACAAAGCCUGUUUGCUUUCUUUGCCCAGGUUUACUCGCAAGUUCACACUCAAGAUCUCAUCCAAAUGACUCAUUCGCAGACGCAAUCUCAAUCUCAAUCCCAAUCCCAAUCUCAAUCUCAAUCCCAAUCCCAACCGCAAUCGCAAUCCAAAUCAACUGGCGCUUCAUCCUCCUUUCUGCACGAAAGAAAUUCGUCCGUGUCUCCAUCCACUACCCGCUCAGCCAUUCGCGCAUCUCGGUUGAAAGUUAGAAAACCAACUUUUGAUCUUAAGGUAUCUAAUUCAAUUCGGCGCCGAACCCACACUUCGCCUUCGACUCAAUUGCAGAAACAACGAUCGACCUCAGGAGCUAAUGACCUGUUAGCCCUCACGCAAGAGAUGGCAGAGAUCGUGAUUAAGGAAGAGGAAAAGAAAGAGAGCAUUGCGAAUCUGAAGUCGUUAAAGAUCUUGCAAGAUUUAUGGUUGAUGUCAGCGGCGACGUUCCGAAGGUGGGGUAAGAACAGUGAAUGUCGAGGGGCGAUCCAAGAAGCCGAGACGUUGAAUGGGGAGAGUGCGGAGCUCUGGGUGCAGUAUGGGUUGUAUAGUCUGUCGAUAAGCGAGUUGAGUCAAGCGAUCGAUUGUCUUACUAAGGCGCUCGCCUUCUCAGACCAACAUAUCCCUGCGGUGGUCCAUAUGGCCCGGAUCCUUAAGGAGCAAGGCUCAGUGGAACUCGCCGAGGGACUGCUCGACCUGCUGACUCAGACGGUCGCAUGGGAUGUCCCGGAGGCUUGGUACUUACUCUCUGAGAUCUAUCUUGCAACUGGCCGGCUCAAACGGGGUAAAGAGUCCUUGCUCUACUCACUCAGCUUGGAGGAAACUAAACCACUCAGACCUCUGAGGCUUUGUUUGCCUGCCUGUUUGUAAUAAUCUUCAGCUCGUCCUCUCCUAUCUAUUAAGAUAUUACGUUUUACUCCUUUAUCUUCCUUCCUUCCUUUUUUUUUUGGACCUCACUUCCCCUCCUUCGUAUUUUUGUUUAUGAUUGACUUUUUGUUUGGUAGUUUAGAAUUUGCAUUUUUUUUUUCUUUCUUUCUUCUUAGAAAUAUGCUUACCAGACAUUUUAUAUGACACAAAUAGAUAAAUUUUGUCCUUUUCUUUUUAUCGUGAACUACAUAGAUAGAUAGAUAAAUAGAAUUCUUAUUAAUCGUAAAACCUUCACUGCAGCAAAUCACUUCAUUCUGU